AACCAGGGGCGGACUGACCAUUUGGAAACUCGGGCACUGCCCGAGGGCGCAGGGUCAGUAGGGGGCCUCAUGAGAUGCCCCUGGUACCUUUUUCAUAGGCUUUUUUGAGUUUGGGCAAGGACACAGGGGCCCAAUGAUCCCAUAUUGCCCGGGGGCCCCAUGAGUUGUUAGUCCGCCCCUGAUUUGGAGUUCUGAUGAUCCCAGGGCUUGUUCCCCAAAUGGAGGUUAUGGGAAAUGUUGAGUGAGUAGAGGGACACAGGAAUGG
Molecule: messenger RNA, 265 nt
Organism: Staurois parvus
Lineage: Eukaryota; Metazoa; Chordata; Amphibia; Anura; Ranidae
Source: the annotation of a GenBank genome assembly